This is a messenger RNA of Oppia nitens, 1753 nucleotides long. Its product is annotated as serine/threonine-protein kinase ULK3-like. Lineage: Eukaryota; Metazoa; Arthropoda; Arachnida; Sarcoptiformes; Oppiidae. Gene Ontology annotation, biological process: autophagy; autophagosome organization; peptidyl-serine phosphorylation. The transcript has 3 exons. Bases 122 to 1645 code for a protein of 507 amino acids. The record is from RefSeq and is a predicted model, not a curated record. Gene Ontology annotation, molecular function: protein serine/threonine kinase activity; ATP binding. Gene Ontology annotation, cellular component: cytoplasm; autophagosome.
CCAUAGAAGUCAAUGUCUAGAAGACAACGUAAAUAUUGACGUAAUUUAUAGUAAUAGUGAUGUUAUAAGUCAUAUACGUUGUGACCACCGAUUGGCGGAUCAAUUGAUUGAUUCGGUGAUAAUGUCGGCCAAAAAACAUUCACUACCCGACUAUCAGUUCGGCGAACUCAUCGGUAAGGGAACCUACGGUACGGUCUAUAAGGCGACCAAAAAGUGUACUACAAGAACUUCUUCUGGAGGAGAAGUGGUGGCAAUAAAGUGCGUCCAGAAGACGGGUCUAUCGAAACAAUCGAUUGAUAACAUUGUCAACGAAAUAUCGAUCACCAAACGAGUCCGUAGUCCGUUCAUUGUCCAACUCUUGGACUUCAAUUGGAACGACAACUAUAUCUAUUUGAUCUUCGAGUUCUGUAGUGGCGGCUGUUUGGCUCAACUGAUCCGCCAGAAUAGCAGAUUUCCUGAGUCUAUUGUUCGACAUUUUUUGCAACAGAUUACCGCCGCACUGAAGACAUUGAGAUCACAUUCUGUGGCCCACAUGGAUCUCAAGCCACAAAACAUACUCAUAUCGUCAAAGUUAUCGGCAAAUUGUUGGCGAAAUGUUGUCCUAAAGAUAGCCGACUUUGGGUUUGCCCAGUAUUUGCGUAGCGAAGACUCGGCCACAUCUAUGAGGGGAUCACCACUUUAUAUGGCACCGGAAAUACUGUUGAAAAACAAAUACGACGCCAAUGUUGACCUCUGGUCAGUGGGUAUUAUACUAUAUGAAUGUCUUGUCGGAAGAGCGCCGUUCAGUUCCGAUACGUUCGAAGCGUUGGCCAAAAAGAUUAAAAACACGGAACCAAUUGAAAUACCGAAUAAUUUCGAUAUUUCCGACAAUUGUCGCGAUCUAUUGACAAGACUUUUGCAGCGAAAUCCACGCAAACGAAUCUCGUUUGACGAGUUCUUCGACCACUCGUUCAUUGAUUUAGAACACAUGCCUUCACGAGAAUCGUAUAACAAAGGCGUCCAAUUGAUCAAUGAAGCCGUCGAUAGUGAUCUGAAAAAUGAGUUCAACGACUCGUUUAGACUCUAUACCGAAGCCCUUCAAUACUUGAUUCCAGUAUACAAUUGGGGCGACGGAACCACUGUUUGGGAUCAAAAUGAACAACAAAUUCUGAAGAAAAAACUAACAGAAUAUAUGGAAAGAGCUGAACAAUUGAAAGUCAAGUGUCGACUGAUUACUGUCGACAAUGAGAUCCUGAUGUCAAUACACGAAGCGUACGAAUUGAUCGAAAAAGCAAACGAAUCGAUCAAAACAAAGAGUUAUAAGAAAGCGUUUACUGAUUAUAAUAAAGCCAUUGAAAUUGGUUUCGAAAUAUUACCAAAACUGAAGACUGACGAUAAAUUGAUACUAAAAGAAGAGCUAAACAAAUGGCUAACAAAAGCCGAACAAUUGAAGAGCCGAUCGACGGCGAAGAGCAGCUUCAAAAGGACCACAAGAAAUAGCAAUAAGAAUAGAGACGCCGAUUAUAGUCAGGAGUCGAUGGAAAAUUCGUUCAAUCAAAUGGAUUUGAAUAGUGAUAGUCUUUCAUACAAGAACUUUGUUAAAAGGAUGUCCUCCUCAUCAUCGAGAGGUGACAUGACUUUGACGCCCACCUGUUAUGUCCAAUGAUUGACUGCAAUGUCACUAAUAAUAAUUGAAGUGAUAAUGUAUUUGUUUUUAGUGUAAAUUUGUUUUAUUAUUUUUUUUUAUUAAAAAAAAUUAAUUAUUAUUGUUUUA